AUAUUCUAGAAUACAUUCGGAACAGCACAUCAGUUCUUCCAAAAUCGACAACAAUGAAGAUCUACCUCCUUUUCUUGGCGGCAUUUGUCGCAACUGUACUAGCUAGACCUAGCGGAAAGGAAAGCAACGCUGAAGCAAGUGCCGCAGCAAACUCAGCAGCAAGCUGUAGCGAAAACGCAUUAUCUGAUGCUAUACCUGAGGAUUUAGGACAAGGAAGACUGCUAAAUGAUGGAAGUGAAGCUGCUCUACAAGAUGGCGAUGCAAAUUCUCCCUUAUCACAAUGGGACAGGAGAGCAAGACUAUCUGAUGCAAAAGCUAGUGCCAUAGCUUCCGCUUCGUCAUUAUCAAGCAACUUGCAAAGGAAUAUAAAAUCAUCUGAUGCAAUAACUAAUGCUGCAGCUUCAGCCUCGUCACAAGCGAGCAGCUUGGGAAGGAGAGCAAGAAGAUCAUCAAAUGCAGAAGCUAAUGCUGCAGCUUCAGCCUCGUCACAAGCGGACAGCGGAAAAGAUAAAGACGCAAGUGCAUGUGAUCCAAUAACUGGUGCUGCAGCUUCAGCCUCAUCACAAACGAGCAGCUUGGGAAGGAGAGCAAGAAGAUCAUCAAAUGCAGAAGCUAAUGCUGCAGCUUCAGCCUCGUCACAAGCGGACAGCGGAAAAGAUAAAGACGCAAGUGCAUCUAAUGCAGAAGCUAGUGCUGCAGCUUCAGCCUCAUCACAAGCGGACAGCGGAAAAGGUAAAGACGCAAGUGCAUCUAAUGCAGAAGCUAGCGCUGCAGCUUCAGCUUCAUCACAAGCGGACAGCGGAAAAGGUAAAGACGCAAGUGCAUCUAAUGCAGAAGCUAGCGCUGCAGCUUCAGCCUCGUCACAAGCGGACAGCGGAAAAGGUAAAGAGGCAAGUGCAUCUAAUGCAGAAGCUAGUAGUAUAGCAUCAGCUUCGUCACAAACAGGCAGCGGAAAAGGUAAAUCCGCAAGUGAAUCUAAUGCAGAAGCUAGUGCUGCUGCUUUAGCCUCCUCACAAGCGGACAGCGGAAAAGAUAAAUCUACAAGUGCAUCUAAUGCAGAAGCUAACGCUGCAGCUUCAGCCUCGUCACAAGCGAAUAGAGGAAUAGGUAAAGACGCAAGUGAAUCUAAUGCAGAAGCUUGGGCUGCUACUUCCACAUCUUCACAAUCAGACAAUGGAAAGAGCAAAAACGCAAGUGGAUCUGAUGCAGAAGCUAGGGCUACAGCUUUAGCUUUGUCACGAUCGAACAGCGAAAGUGCCAAAGACGCAUGUGAAUCUGAUCCAGAACCUAGGGAUUCACUUUCAGCAUCUAUACAAGGGGAUAGAAGAAGAAGCAGUAGCGGAGUGGAAGCUCUUGCAGGAGCUUGGGCUUCAGCAGCAUCCUCAGCACUAAAUCGUCCGAAUGGCUUAUUUGGAAGUUUAAGUAAUACACUUAGUGGUGGCAUUGCCAGAGUAAACUAAAUUUUCCAUUAAGCGAUAUAAUAGAAAUUAAAA
Vespa mandarinia (Asian giant hornet) is the source of this 1493-nucleotide messenger RNA. RefSeq lists its product as uncharacterized. NCBI's taxonomy places the organism in Eukaryota, Metazoa, Arthropoda, Insecta, Hymenoptera, Vespidae. The record is from RefSeq and is a predicted model, not a curated record.